Molecule: messenger RNA, 3051 nt
Organism: Galeopterus variegatus (Sunda flying lemur)
Lineage: Eukaryota; Metazoa; Chordata; Mammalia; Dermoptera; Cynocephalidae
Gene: TBKBP1
Product: TBK1 binding protein 1
Biological process (GO): canonical NF-kappaB signal transduction
Cellular component (GO): cytoplasm
Source: RefSeq, a predicted model, not a curated record
GAAGCACUGGGCCUGCCUCCGGGAGGAGCUGGGCUGCCAGAGGCCUGGGAUGAGGAGCUGGGCAGCCAGGAGGCCCAGUGUGGGCCGUGGCCCAGCCCUUACAAUGGAGUCCAUGUUUGAGGACGACAUCAGCAUUCUGACCCAGGAGGCCCUGGCACCCAGUGAGGUGUGGCUGGAUGGUCCUGGAGACCCCUCGCUGGGUGGAGACAUGUGCUCCGCCUCUCACUUUGCCCUCAUCACGGCCUACGGAGACAUCAAGGAGCGGCUGGGGGGCCUGGAGAGGGAGAAUGCUACCCUCCGCCGCCGCCUCAAAGUCUAUGAGAUCAAGUACCCACUGAUCAAUGACUUUGGAGAGGAGCACGGCUUCUCUCUGUAUGAGAUCAAGGAUGGCUCCCUGCUGGAGGUGGAGAAGGUCAGUCUGCAGCAACGGCUCAACCAGUUCCAGCAUGAGUUGCAGAAGAAUAAGGAGCAGGAAGAACAGCUUGGGGAGAUGAUCCAGGCUUAUGAGAAGCUCUGUGUGGAGAAGAGCGACUUGGAGACAGAGCUGGGGGAGAUGCGGGCCCUGGUAGAAACCCACCUGCGGCAGAUCUGUGGUUUGGAGCAGCAGCUGCGGCAGCAACAAGGCCUCCGUGAUGCAGCCUUCCCCAGCCUGAGUCCCCCACCUGCCCCUGCCCCACCCUGUGCUGAUCUGGACCUGCACUACCUGGCACUGAGAGGGGGGUCUGGCUUAAGUCACGCAGGCUGGCCAGGCCCCACGCCCAGCGUGAGUGAGCUGGAGCGGCGGCGGCUGGAGGAAGCCCUGGAGGCUGCCCAGGGGGAAGCUCGGGGGGCUCAGCUCCGGGAGGAGCAGCUCCAGGCAGAGUGUGAGCGGCUACAGGGUGAGCUCAAGCAGCUGCAGGAGACCCGGGCCCAGGAUUUGGCCUCCAACCAGUCGGAGCGGGACAUGGCGUGGGUGAAAAGAGUUGGGGAUGAUCAGGUGAAUUUGGCGCUGGCCUACACGGAGCUGACAGAGGAGCUGGGCCGGCUUCGGGAGUUGAGUUCUCUGCAGGGGAGGAUCUUGAGGACUUUGUUGCAGGAGCAGGCCCGGAGUGGCGGUGAGCUGGGGCGGGAAGGGCAGGGGAGGCCUGCGCUGGACUGCGAGGGAGGGGAGCUAUGGCAACCAGCCUGCGUCCCGGGUACCACCCUCGACUUCCUUCCCCCCGGCCUGGAGGAGAGGGGGGUCGCCGCCACGCUCCCCAAGCCCCGGGCCUACGGCGGCGAGCUCUACGGCCCCGGCAGGCCCCUCAGCCCACGGCGCGCCUUCGAGGGCAUCCGGCUGCGCUUCGAGAAGCAGCCGUCGGAAGAGGACGAGUGGGCCGUGCCCGCCAGCCCGCCCAGCCCGGAGGCGGGCACCAUACGCUGCGCCUCCUUCUGCGCCGGCUUCCCCAUCCCCGAGUCGCCCGCCGCCACCGCCUACGCCCACGCCGAGCACGCGCAGUCCUGGCCGUCCAUCAACCUGCUGAUGGAGACGGUGGGCUCUGACAUCCGCAGCUGCCCCCUCUGCCAGCUGGGUUUCCCGGUCGGGUACCCCGAUGAUGCCCUCAUCAAACACAUUGACUCCCAUCUGGAGAACAGCAAGAUCUAGGGCGCCUCCCCCACUGCUGGCUGUUUCUCUGCCCUCUCCCAUCACCCCCAAACACUCACUCAAUUUGAAUGCUGCAUGAAUCUCGUGGGGGGCCCCUGCCCCUUGCGACCCCCCAGAUACCUCCACUAGCUACCAAGUCAAUGUGCGUGCCGUCUUCCCUGUUCCCGGCACCACUCAGCUCUGGCUCUUCCCAGGAGGUCAGCCGAGGCUCCACCCAUUCCCGGCUUUCGCUGGGGAGGUGGGGAUCUGGGCUGGGAUGGGGAGGGGCAUUACCCCCCCUCCAGACCUCUCCCUCUGCCUUUCUGUUCUUAAACAGGGUUGGAUCCAAGAGGUGUCUAGUGCUUGGUCCUGGGGGAGGGGGAGGAUGCCAGAGAACUCCAGGAGCUCCCUGAGCCCCUCCCCAAAUGACCUUCUUUCCUAGGCUCUGCUCGUCUGGGGAGCACCUCCAGUGUGGGGUCCCAGAGCCUGCCCUGGACACUGAUGUCAGUUUCUCCAUCCCACAACCAGCUUGGGGCUUGUGGCAUGGGCCUCCAUUGGGGGAAGGAGGCAUCUUGUUUCUUGCCACCCUGCAGGCCAGCCCUAUUCUCCCCCUCUGCCCACUCUGGGGAUUAGGGAAGGUGGGAGAGGAGAGGUUGGGAGAGGAGAGGGAGAACCCAGCCUAAAGAGGCUGUCCUGAGGGCUAGGAGCCCUGCGCCAUGACCCUCAGGCCAGGGAACUGUCUGCCAGCCUCUCAGGCCCAUGCCCUACUGGAGCCCCUGGCACUGAGGCACAGAUUGUCAAGGCAGAUGUCUCCCUCCACCCAUACCCCACUUGAGCCCCUGACACCACAGGUGCCCUGGAGCCCAUGUGUGACUCAGCCUCUCUUAGCUGAGUGGGUGUCAUCUGCCCCUACCUCCCCAGCCAGAAAAUGAGAAUGGGCCCAGGGUGCUCUUGGAGACCAACUUCAAAAGAGCUAACCCCCUUCCAACACCCACCAACCCACAUUCCCUAUGUGAAAUCUACCUCAGAGUUGUACCCUAAGAAGGACGGGUAAGCAGGAGGCCAGGAGGUCUCCAGGGCUGAGAUGAGGAGCCUCCCAUGGUGAGAACCUGCCACCCCACGAUGAAUCCACUCCCCUCCACUGCGAGCCUCCCCAGGCCUCAGCCCCGGGUGGGUGGCAGUGGUCGCUACUGUCAGCGCAUGCACCGUUCUGAUCCAACUCUUCCAGGCCCUCCACCUCCUCACACCCCUCCCCUCCUCAGUGCAGAGGAGUGAAGGGGUGUGUUGGGCGGGGAAGGGGCCAAGGACUCCAGAGACACAUGUCAUUGUACCCUGAGUGUUCCCCCAGGGAGGGGAAAUGGGGAAGGGGGCCUGGAGAGGGGAGGCGGGGGCCCCUGUGCUCUCUGAACAAGUUGAAAGUCCAAAUAAAACUAACCUGUUCCAUCUGU